Messenger RNA from Lodderomyces elongisporus, 2232 nucleotides. RefSeq names its product protein phosphatase regulator (gene GAC1). The coding region runs from base 1 to 2232 and encodes 743 amino acids. Gene Ontology annotation, biological process: regulation of glycogen biosynthetic process. The transcript has a single exon. Gene Ontology annotation, molecular function: glycogen binding; protein phosphatase 1 binding. Gene Ontology annotation, cellular component: protein phosphatase type 1 complex. NCBI's taxonomy places the organism in Eukaryota, Fungi, Ascomycota, Pichiomycetes, Serinales, Debaryomycetaceae. The record is from RefSeq and is a predicted model, not a curated record.
AUGUCUACAAUUGUGGCAACAAAGGAGUUGCUAGACCCUUCUGCAACAUCAGCGUCACCACGCUCAUCAUCACCUGAAGUUACUCUAUCCCGUUCAUCACCCAUUAGCUAUACCAUAUCACCACCAUCCACAGUGACAUCAUCCCCAAUAUUAUUUUACCAACAAUCUUUAUCCACCAUAUCGUCAAAUGACUCUAUAGACACUAUCAAGUCAUCAACAAGCACUAUUAAACUCGGUAAUCAACAAAAUCAACAGCAACACCCACAAUUACAGGGAUCAAAACAGGAGUCUAGUUCUCCACAGUAUAACAAACCAGUGCUGAUAAGUGCACCAACACCAGUCAUGGCAAAAGAAUCCACAUUACCCAGAAUUGCCAUUAAUGUGCCACUGGAUACCACUUUGAAUACCACUUUGGAUGCACCUAAAAAGACUAGAAAGUUUAAUAUACCAAACUACUAUGUCCCACCAAAAACAUUGGCUGCAACUUUGCCAUCUUCAUCAGACUCUACAGACUCUACAGACUCCACAAACUCUUUAAAGUCUUCAAACUUAGCCACUAGUGAAUUGCCACCAAGGCUAGUUCGCAAAAAAUCAGGAGAAUUGGUCAAGUCGUCAUUGAAGUUGCCCACAUUGCUUCAAAGAUCCAUUUCGUCUCCAAACAUUAUUAACGACAAUAACAACAACAAUACGAAUUCAGGCUUUGCAUCACCACGCAAAUCUGUUAGAUUUGCUUCACGACUCAUCAAUGUCAAGAUGUUUGAUGGUUUGGAGAGUCCUGCUAGUGUGAGUUCACGCAAUAGUCCUUGCGAAUCACCACCAAAUGAAUAUACAUUUGCCCCAUUACACAAUAGAAGAGCACGGAAAAUGGAUGACGUUGAAGAUUUGCUCUUUGACGAAGGAGAGUUUUACAGCUCCUUGCCAUCCUUAUCUCCAUCAUCAUCAUUGUCAUCAUCAUCCAGAAAAGGAUACUUUGACUGGGGAUGGAACUCUAGCUCUGACGAUGAAGAAAAGGAAACCGAGGAACAAAGACAAGUUGUUGAGUAUAGACUACUCAGACACAAUAUUCCACAAAAUGGCUACUCAAAGCUUGGACAGGGAAAUGUAUGGCUUUCAUCUGCAUACUUGUUGAAACAACACAAUACUGUCAAUAAUGCAUUUCUUUGUGGAUUUAUCCUGGUUGUUAAUUUGGCUUUUGAAAAACGUCUUUCACUCAAGAUGACACUCGACAACUGGAAAAGCAGCUGCAAAUUGACGGGUGAAAAAAUUAUCUCUUUUGUCAAGAGUUCUGGAAACAUUGACGAGUUUAAGUUUCUGAUCAAUUUGAGAGAUUUGAUGAAUAUGACGGGCGACGAGGAUGAAGAAAAGUUUUCGGGAACAAUGAAGUUACAGAUGUGCGUUAUGUAUGAAGUUAACGGUGCAGUUUACUGGGCCAAUAACCUGGGCAGAAACUAUACAUUUGAUAUUGCCACCACAACUACUACCACUGCAAACACCACCACCGCCACUUCAAAAGCUGGUUUGAGUAGUAACAAUAAUAGUAAAAAUACCAUAAAACUGGCUUCUAAAUUGACCUCGACUAUUGGUGGUCGGUCACCGUCACCAUUUGAAGAAGUUUGUUCAAAAUUAAUUCAACAUCAAAAGAGCAACAAAUUGGGCAGUGGCCACGGCUUGGAUGUAUUGGAUCUGAAACUUGGUGGACUUUCCAUCUCAAAUAACUUUGUUGAUACCAAACCAACAUUUUUACCAGCAUCAGCAUCAGCAGCAGCAGCAGCCAACAACAACAAUAAUAAUAAUAAUACUGCUACGACUUUUGGUCAUGGAGUAACUAGACCAGUUAUAAACAAGAGCUAUUCCCUGAAUGAUAUUAUCGGAUCCAAUCACCGGUACUCAAAUCGCCAACGUCAAAAGGAUAACAAAUAUACACCUUCGCCCAUUGGCGCAUCUAGCAUUAGCACGCAUGGAAAUGGCUCGUUUGCUGGAUUCAGUUAUACAGACUUGGUUAACAAUUUCUGCUUUGCCAAUAAUGCCACUACAACUAGUCCAGCAACAAAGAGCGAUACGGGUGCGGGUGCGAGCGUAGGUGCGGGCGUGGGCGUGCAAUCUACAGUUGGCGCUAUUGACAUUGCAAACGGGAAGAAGAAGCAAACACAGGGAAAUAUGGGGAUGAGCUGCUCGCCUGUAUCAACAGCAUCUACAUUUCAAUUCUUUAGUGAUUCCUCCAUCCACAUUUAA